CCUCCUUAUCCCAAUCCCCGUUGAUCGAAUUCUAUCUGAUAAUCCAAGUGCUCUCAUCAAUAAGAAAAAAAAAUCUGAUAAUCCCAGUACUAGCAACCAACCCUGACAUGGCGUGCAGGCCGGCCGUGUCCAACCCCUCCGCACUCACGCCGGCGCCGCGCCGAUGCGUCGUCCUUGGCCGCAGCAGCACUAGGGGACGCGUUGACUGCUCCCUCCGCUCCAGCUCCGCGGGUGCGGUCAGACUCGGUGCGCGCCGCGCCCCUGCCGCCGCCUUCGUCGUCCGCGCGGCGGCUGCCGAGGGUGACUUGGAUCUCCAGGCUAAGGUGACGAGCAAAUGCUUCUUUGACGUCGAGAUCGGCGGGGAACGCGCAGGCAAGGUGGUAAUUGGACUCUUCGGCGAGGUCGUCCCUAGGACUGUUGAUAACUUCCGCGCCUUGUGCACUGGAGACAAAGGUUAUGGAUACAAGGGCUGCUCCUUCCACCGAAUUAUCAAGGAUUUCAUGAUUCAGGGCGGUGAUUUCCAGAACAACAAUGGUACUGGUGGGAGAAGUAUGUAUGGUGAAUGCUUUGAUGAUGAAAAUUUUACAUUAAAGCAUGUUGGUCCUGGUGUACUAAGCAUGGCCAACGCUGGCCCUGACACAAAUGGAAGUCAGUUUUUCAUUUGCACUGUGAAGACACCAUGGUUGGACGACCGUCAUGUUGUGUUUGGACAUGUGUUGGAGGGCAUGGACGUUGUGAGGGAGCUUGAAUCGCAAGAAACCAGCAGGUCCGAUAUUCCCAAGCAGCCCUGUCGAAUUGUGGAUUGUGGUGAGCUGCCCUUGGACGGCUGAUGAGUAGGUCAAUAGCUCAGGGUUCAGGGUUGCCUCACAUAUCCUUCUUUUCUUUCUGCGGCUAUAAUCUCUGGGGAAAGGGUUACUUGAAUCUCCAGCCAGCUAGUCGACUUUUUUUGAGUAAAGAAAUCUUAUGAGACCUUGUUUUGUUUCACGGCUGUAAUAUUGUUGCAGGGAAAACAGUACAGUAUUCAUAUGGUAAACUGAAAUAAUGCCAUGUGUUUAAACAUGAUUCACUCUUUCUCUGCCAUGUGAA
Messenger RNA from Triticum dicoccoides, 1086 nucleotides. Its product is annotated as peptidyl-prolyl cis-trans isomerase-like. NCBI's taxonomy places the organism in Eukaryota, Viridiplantae, Streptophyta, Magnoliopsida, Poales, Poaceae. Gene Ontology annotation, cellular component: cytoplasm. The transcript is spliced from 6 exons. Gene Ontology annotation, biological process: protein peptidyl-prolyl isomerization; protein folding. The record is from RefSeq and is a predicted model, not a curated record. Bases 108 to 830 code for a protein of 240 amino acids. Gene Ontology annotation, molecular function: peptidyl-prolyl cis-trans isomerase activity; cyclosporin A binding.